Molecule: messenger RNA, 3564 nt
Organism: Symbiodinium sp. CCMP2592
Lineage: Eukaryota; Dinophyceae; Suessiales; Symbiodiniaceae
Source: the annotation of a GenBank genome assembly
AUGAUUGACACUUGCUGUGUGUUGGGGGGCCUAGAAUCGUUCAUCUCAACAACCACAAGCAUCGGAGCUCGUCAAAGGACCGCUGGACACGAUAUCUUUUUGGCCUUCUUGACAGAUGCAGCCCGACGUCUCUCUGGCGGUGGGGGCGUCUUUCGGAGUACCUACAGCAUCACCCCAGCGGUAAAGCUGCUGCAUCCAACUGACGAGGAUCUGGCUCUCAUGCUCAAGGUACUUGUGGAUGCCGGGCAGGAGAGCCGCUGCUUUACGACGGUUCUCUCCAAAGCCCUUCUCAACGAGGCGCUUCAUCGCACAACGUUGGCGAGGGCAGUGGAUUGGUUUGUCGACAUGGCGUAUCUUGUCAUCCUGCUGCGUAUGGCCUGUGCUGUGAACACGGACCAUAAGCCUGCGAAGGUCGUGCAGAUAUCAUUCUUCUGUGUCAGCUUUUGGGUUGUCUUCUCUUUUAUUCGAAAACUGGGCGGCGGGCUGUCGCUUUUCAGCUCCUCGUCAGACGGUUUCGUUGCGGGACUGCUCAAGCACACGAAGCUUUGGAACAUCGUCAUGUCCUUCACAGAACUGUUCUCCACGUACUUUGCUUAUCGCUUCUUAGUCUAUGUGAUCUGGGACACGGGAGAGGGGGCCUGGACUUUGUUUCGACUACACCCUGGCUUCCUGUCCUUUCUGGUGCUGGUGCGGUGGACACAGCUGGCCAUCGGUCUCCUGCAACUCGAGCAAUUGGGGCGGAACGUCGUCCCGGUCGUUCAUGCCAUCUCGAGGCCAGAGUCCCUCUCGUUCUUGUUCUUCCUCUUCAUCGUGGUUGUGGGAUCUUUCCAUGCUUACUAUGUCUUCCCGAUCCAGGAGAACACGGGGACCUUCUCCCACAUCAUGAACACCUUCUUGAAGAUCUUCCGCCUCGAAAUUCUGGGGGAUUUCAGCCUCAGCGAGUUGGAAGGAUUGGGCGAUGAGUUUCAUGGGACCUUCCUUACGAACCACUCCGUGGAAGGCGAGAUGGAGCCCGAAGCCGCCGACAACGAAUUCCACAAAAGCCUUCGUGCGGAGUUCGUGGUCUUGAGCCUGGUAGUGAACGUGGUGUUCCUGAACGUCUACAUUGGUCUGCUUGGAGAGCUUUAUGGCAGGGCUGUGCAGAGAAAGAGUCAGCUCUACAAUCAUUACUUGGCUUCCUAUGCCUACCGGAACCUCGCCCGAUGGUGCCGGUUGAGUUGCGAGACAUGUCGAGGCGAAGAGUUUGAGACGGGUGUUGUCUGGGUGGCCUACAACAGGGCUAACCUCGUGGAGGAGUCGGAGGAGAAGUCGGACUUCUCUGUAUUCGAAGCCAUGAGCUCCACUGUGUUGAUCGGAAAAGGUGAAACGGGUAACAUGCCUGUCAACCCCGGGAAAGAUGGCAAGGGCAGUAUGUCCAUCUACUUCAACUACAUCUGUUGCGAGCUGCCGAGCGGUCUCAAGUCCAGAUUCGUGGUGGAGAGCGGGCAGAAAUCCAGUGUGGAUCAUCUGGCGACGGCCUCGCAGGAGGGAGCAAGCCAAGUGACAAAGUCAACUUUCAGCAACAUCCUGGCAAUGCUCGCCCACCACUGUGCAGCAGCGGCCCGCAGCCUCGACACCUGCAGGCACUUCUUGCUAAAAGCAUCCCGGACGGCUUCAAGCAAGGAUGGAGGGCUCAGGGCGAUCAGCCUCGGGGACGUAGUCAGCAACCUGUCUCACUGGGACCGGAAGCAGCAGCGGCACCUCCAGGAUUCCGAGCAACGCCUGCUGAUGCGCGAGCAGCAAGAGCUUCUCGAAGAGCAGAAGCGAGAGCUCAACGAGCAAAAAGCGGAUCUGCUGGAGAAGGACGAGCAGCUGCGGAGACACCGGCAGCAGCUCGAUGAGUCACGGCUCUAUGGCGACCGCUGCGAGCAGUUGGCGGAGCUGCGCGCCAAGGAGCUGGCAGUGGCCAAAGCGCAGCUGCUGGAGCUCCAGGAGCGAUUGGAGUCGAGCGUCGACUCGUUUUCGGAGCAGCAGCGAUCCUAUGAGAGCUGCCUGCGGAGCUGGUCGGCCGAGCGGCUUCGUGUGCAGUCUCUGCAGGCGGAACUUGCUGCCUUUGACUCUCGACACAGCAGAGAGCUACAAGAGCUCAAGGAAUGCUUGCUGCCUCUGCGCCCUUCUGGGGGCCGCUGCUGCUUGGUAGCGCAGCCGCCGGUGCAGCAGACGCAGAGCGUCCUCUGGGGAUCCGUGCCACUGCGGCCCACUCUCGAGGACAUGUGGGUCCAGACUUCGAGAGACGUUGUGGACAAAGAUCUCCACACAGAAACGGUACAGGAACUUCGUUCGCAGCAGCUGCAAAGCCAGCUGGAGGCAACCCGGGAGCAGGAGGCCCUCUUGGAGAAGCUGCAGGGUUUGGAGAACGUGCAGGAGAAGCUCGAACAUGCUGAGUGGAAGCUCGAAACGCCGGAAUACGUCCUGCACGGAGAGUUGCAGCAAGCCUAUGCCAGCCUGCGGGACAGAGAGUCCGAGGUGCGCAUGGAGAAGGACCGCGGGGAGGCGAUCUCCCGUGCGGCGGAGCAGAGGGUGGAGCUUCUGCGUACUCAGACACAGGCUCUGAUGGAGCAGACUCGGAUCCAGGCCUCACAAGCAGCAUUCGAGUACAGCCAAGAGCAGAAGCGCACGGAAAACCUGCAUGAGGAGCUGGCGGAGUCCGCGGCCCAGAUCCGAGGGGUGCAGGAGGAGCUGCUGGCCUCCAGGACUGAGCUGCAGCUGGCCAGCACAGAAGCAGACCAUGAGCAGCGGAAUCUGCGAUUCGCGCUGGGAGAGCAGCUCCUGGAGUGUGAGCAGCACUGCACCCGGCUAACCUGCGAUCGGCAGCAGCAGGAGAGCGUGGCGGCAUGGCUCCAAGAUUCCUGGAGGAGGUGUGAGCUGGCGCCAGCUUUGGACCAGGUGAAGACCCUCCGCAAAGCCAUGGACGAUGACCAGCUCCACGUAGAGGCCCUGCAGAUGCAGAACCACGAGCUCGCUCUCGAGGCAGCGGAGCAGAGAGCAGCCAUGUCCUUUGGCACCACGGAGGUCGCUUUCGCACGAGCAGAGGUGGCCACAUGGAAGAGAGAGUCUCAGGAGCUGACUGCGAAGCUUGAGAAGCAGGAGCAGUGGGCUCUUCAGGAGGAGGCGGCGAUGGAAGAGGCAUCAUCUGCAAAGAAGCGCGCGACUGCCGAGGCCGAGCAUGGGAAGCAGUCGCAGCAUGCGGAGGAGACUUUGAGCUUGGCCAAAGAGCUCAAAGAACUUCGAUCCGAAGCGGCCUUGCUGCGCUCCAGCCUAACAGUAGCGCGACUGGAGGUGCCGCCAAGUGCCCCGGUGCCGCCGGGGAAGCCGGCGAUGCCGUCGUCGGGGCUAGCCGCAAUCAUUUCGGCGGCGGAGGAAACUCUGCAUCACCCGCUGCCUCUGACCGACCAGGUCGCCACUCGCCCAGCUGGGCUUGCUGUUCCACCCGUGGAGACGCUACGCUCCCCGCCGAGACCAGUCGCCGACCAGGUGGUUCUGCGAGGACCACUCGCACAAGAUAUCGACCUGGACAAGGAGUAG